This is a messenger RNA of Arctia plantaginis, 621 nucleotides long. NCBI's taxonomy places the organism in Eukaryota, Metazoa, Arthropoda, Insecta, Lepidoptera, Erebidae. The record is from the annotation of a GenBank genome assembly.
AUGUAUAAGAUUUUUGUAGUGUUUGCUUGGGCGCUGCUCUCCUCAUGCAGCAGCACUCCCGUAGAAGACUCAGUAGUAUCAGUGUACACAACGCAGUCCACCACCGCCGGAACGAACCCCUCAUUGGAUGUAUACCAUCAAAUUGCCAACAACUUAGCUGAAAGAAUCACUUCGCCCAUUUACAGAUUCUUGGGCUACAACAGAACUACCAGUCCACCAGCUACAACAAAGCCACUUUGGCCUGAGUUAGAACUCCUUGACGACGACGAUCUUACGACAAAACAUGAAUUAAAACCAGUAGACAAUGAAAUUGAGCAAACAAGAGAUGUGGAAGAAUUGUCUCCAGGCUUGAUGCAACCUCAAAAGAAACCUGAAAAAAUAACUCUUUAUUCUAGUUUAACGUCAACAUAUCUCCCUGCUAAAUUGGCAGUAAAUAACAGCAGAAAGAAUGAGGUAGCCUUCGAUGGCCUGGAUUUAGAUGACGUAGAUAUGGACAGAAAGAAAACAAGGGAAGGCCCUUUCAUUUAUGUGAUGGAGUUUAUAGGAAGCGUCUUUCAGUUGAUUUGGGGGGGUCUCACUAGUCUUUUCAAGCCCACUAGUGGAUCAUCUCCAAGUAGAUAA